Molecule: messenger RNA, 692 nt
Organism: Populus euphratica (Euphrates poplar)
Lineage: Eukaryota; Viridiplantae; Streptophyta; Magnoliopsida; Malpighiales; Salicaceae
Product: trans-resveratrol di-O-methyltransferase-like
Exons: 2
Coding region: 185-475 (96 amino acids)
Molecular function (GO): O-methyltransferase activity
Source: RefSeq, a predicted model, not a curated record
UGGUAAAUGAGUGCAAGGAGUUUUCGAAGGGUUAAAUUCGUUGGUUGAUGUUGGGGGUGGCGCUGGAACUGUGGCCAAGGCAAUAGCUAAAGAAUUCCAGCAUUUGGAUUGCACCGUCUUUGAUCUCCCACAUGUGGUAGCUGGUUUGGAGGGAAGAGAAAACUAGAAAUAUCUUGGUGGAGACAUGUUGGAGGCAAUUCCUCAAGCAGAUGCAACUCUGCUGAAGUGGAUUCUUCAUGGCUGGAAUGACGAGGAAUGUGUGAAAACACUCAAGCAAUGCAAGGAAGCAAUUAAGGGCCGAGAAGGAGGAAAGGUGAUUAUCAUAGAUACGGUGUUGGAGAACAGUAAGGAGGUAGAAGGGUCAACUGAGACACAGCUCUUCUUUGAUAUGCUGAUGAUGGUGGAGAACAAAAAGGAGGUAGAAGGUCGCAGGAAGAGAAAAAAACGAGAAAGAAUGGGCUCAAGUAUUCACUGAUGCUGGCUUCAGUAAGUAUAAGAUCAACCCAGUUCCAGUUCUGGGUUUAAGAUCUCUCAUUGAAGUUUAUCCUUGAUAAGCUAGCUCUUGAUCACCCAUGUAUCAUACUAUAUGAAAAUCAUAACAAAUAAUGUCUCUAGAUUGUCAUGUAUUAAACAUAUUGCCUUGUUGCAAAAUCGUAGUAAAUAAAUUAGUCUUUACAAUAGAUAAUUUUUCC